Andrographis paniculata is the source of this 2045-nucleotide messenger RNA. Its product is annotated as arabinosyltransferase XEG113-like. Lineage: Eukaryota; Viridiplantae; Streptophyta; Magnoliopsida; Lamiales; Acanthaceae. Gene Ontology annotation, biological process: cell wall pectin biosynthetic process. The transcript is spliced from 13 exons. The record is from RefSeq and is a predicted model, not a curated record. The coding region runs from base 96 to 2042 and encodes 648 amino acids. Gene Ontology annotation, molecular function: arabinosyltransferase activity. Gene Ontology annotation, cellular component: Golgi apparatus.
AAGGUGGAAUGAGUUGUAGUGAGGAAGUGCUGAUGAUUAUGAAGUAAUUGGCAGUUUUGAUUCUUUCAAGCACGCUUAUUGCUUCAACAGUAGCUAUGGCGUUGAGUAGUACGUUGAAGGAGUUUCCGAAUUACAGGCCGUUAUUCUUGACGAUCUACGCCGUUCUGAUGAUCGGAAUGGUUUUGUCGUCUCUGUACGUAUUUCCCGACGUCAUCGCUCGCUCGAAUCGCGUCGUUUCGUCUUUUAGAUUCUCUACUUCAGGUAUUUCCGGUGACGAUACUGCAAUUAUUUAUUCUCCAUCACUGGGUAGAUCAUCCAAUUCUUCUAAAAAAAUAGCAGAUAAACUAGAAAAUGCAGCCUCUCAACAGGAAAAUAAGAAUUUGGCACCUGUUUGGAAGGUCCCUCCUGGUUCAAAAAUGCCACCAUUGGAGACCUUUAAACUGAGGAAGGAAUUGGUUCAAGAAAGAGUGAAGGACAAUGUCAUCAUUCUGACGUUUGGGAACUUUGCCUUUAUGGAUUUCAUUCUGAAUUGGGCUAAACACUUGACUGAUAUGGGAAUUCAUAACCUUAUUGUUGGUGCAAUGGACACAACACUGCUGGAAGCUCUUUAUUGGAAAGGUGUUCCAGUUUUUGAUAUGGGUAGCUACAUAAAUACAACAGGUGUUGGUUGGGGCUCUGCGACAUUUAACAAGCUCGGACGAGAUAAAAUAUCUCUUCUAGAUUCUUUCCUGCAAUUUGGGUUUGAGAUAUUAAUGUGCGACACCGAUACGGUUUGGUUAAAGAACCCCCUGCCUUAUCUUGCACGAUAUCCUGAAGCUGAUGUGCUGGUAUCUACUGAUCAAAUUUCGCCUACGGUAACUGGCGAGCAGUUGGAUAACUGGGCACUAGUUGGAGAAGCUUACAAUAUUGGAAUUUUUCACUGGAGGCCAACUGAGUCCUCAAUCAAAUUAGUAAAAGAAUGGAGGGAAUGGCUUCUGGCCAAUGCAAGUAUAUGGGAUCAAGAUGCCUUCAAUUUGCUUGUUAAGAGGCGGCUGGGUCCACCUGUUGAUGAAGACAGUGGUCUAGCAUAUGCUUAUGAUGGAAACCUUAAACUAGGUCUUCUCCCAGUGAGCAUCUUCUGUAGUGGACAUACCUACUUUGUGCAGGCCGCCUACAAGCAACUCAGGUUGGAGCCAUAUGUUGUGCACACCACAUUCCAGUUUGCUGGUUCUGCAGGAAAGAGACAUCGUAUGCGUGAAGCCAUGCUAUUUCAUGAUCCACCUGAAUAUUAUGAUGCACCAGGAGGUUUCCUGACAUUUAAACCUGACAUUCCAAGGAGCUUGUUAUUGGUUGGAGAACAUACUCUUGAAUCACAUUUCAAUCUUGUCAAUCACCAAAUUAAACAGAUAAGGACGGCGCUUGCAAUUGCAACAAUGUUGAAUCGUGUAUUGGUCAUGCCUCCACUAUGGUGCAGCUUCGAUCGGCUUUGGUUUGGACAUCCAGGGGUUCUGCCAGCAAGCUUGACUAGACAACCUUUUAUCUGUCCUAUGGAUCAUGUCUUUGAGGUGCAUCUGAUGUUAAAGAAAUUACCAGAGGCCGACUUCGGGCCAGAAAUUAGCUUCAGGGAGUAUUCUUUCUUUGACAAUCCUUCUGUGCCUCACCAGGUGAAAAAAUCAUGGGUUGAUGUGCAGCUUUGUGAAGAAGGUUCACAUGGUUGUGAAAUUUCAAAUAGAACAAAUAGAUGGGGAUUGCUCAAGGUCCCUAAGCAACGUACAGAGGAAGAGUUAAAGGCCAUAUUUUCAUCCUUCAAGGACGUCAAAGUGAUUCAGUUCUUGACAAUGCAAGACGCAUUUUCAGGAUUCAUCGACAAGGCUAAGGAAAAAAGGUUCAGGAAUCGCGUGAACAAGUAUACAGGCAUUUGGUGUUGUCUGCAAAACAGACCUCGUAGUCUCAGUCACAUAUACUACGACAUGUAUUGGGACGAAAAACCCGGGUGGAAACCAAUACCUCCCCGGGAUAAAUCUGAAGAUCAUCCUCCUCUACAGAUACAAGAGUUUUUGUAGAAG